UGAGCGGCGGCGGCUGAGGCCCGGCCUGUGCCCGGCGCCCGGCGCGGGCCCCGCGGUGCCAUGGGGGCCGCCUGACCGGGGCGCGGGCGGCGAGGCUGCGAGUCGGGGGCGCUCCGUGCGCCCUGCGCGCCGCGGGCCAUGGCCAUCGAGCGGCGGCGCGAGGCGGCGGGCGGAGGGCCCGGGCGGCAGCCGCCCGCGGCCGAGGAGAACGGCUCCCUGCCGCCCGGGGACGCGGCCGCCUCGGCGCCCCUCGGGGGGCGCGCGGAGAUCCAGCCGCUGCCUCCGCUGCCUCCCGGCGCUGGCGGCGUGCACUCGGGCUGCUGCGCGCCCGCGGCCGCCCCGAGCCUCCUGUUGCUGGACUACGACGGGUCGGUGCUGCCCUUCCUCGGGGGUCUGGGCGGGAGCUACCAGCGGACCCUCGUGCUGCUCACCUGGAUCCCCGCGCUGUUCAUCGGCUUCAGCCAGUUCUCAGACUCCUUCCUCCUGGACCAGCCCAACUUCUGGUGCCGCGGGGCCGGCAAAGGCUCGGAGCUGGCGGGGGCCACCGUGACCGGCCGGUGGGGCGACCUGGGCAACUGGACCAGCCCCCCGCCCACUCCCUUCUCCACUGCAGUCUGGGGGGCCACGGGCAACGGAAGCAACAGCAGCGGCGUGGACGGAGGCGACACGCCGCCCCUCUCCUCCCCUCCGGACAAGGGGGACAACGCCUCCAACUGCGACUGUCACGCGUGGGACUACGGCAUCCGCACCGGCCUCGUCCAGAACGUGGUCAGCAAGUGGGAUCUUGUGUGUGACAAUGCCUGGAAGGUCCAUAUCGCUAAGUUCUCCCUGCUGGUUGGAUUAAUCUUUGGCUACCUAAUAACUGGAUGCAUUGCUGACUGGGUUGGCCGCCGGCCUGUGCUACUGUUCUCCGUCAUCUUCAUUCUGAUCUUUGGCCUGACCGUGGCGCUCUCGGUGAACGUGACGAUGUUCAGCACACUCAGGUUCUUUGAAGGAUUUUGCCUGGCUGGGAUAAUUCUCACCUUGUACGCCAUACGAAUAGAGCUGUGUCCGCCCGGGAAACGGUUCAUGAUCACGAUGGUGGCAAGCUUCGUGGCCAUGGCGGGCCAGUUCCUCAUGCCCGGGCUGGCCGCCCUGUGCCGGGACUGGCAGGUGCUGCAGGCCCUCAUCAUCUGCCCCUUCCUCCUCAUGCUGCUCUACUGGUCGAUUUUCCCCGAGUCCCUGCGGUGGCUGAUGGCGACCCAGCAGUUUGAGGCCUCGAAGAAGCUGAUCCUGCACUUCACGCAGAAGAACUGCAUCAGCCCAGAGAGCGACAUCAAGGGCGUGAUGCCAGAGCUGGAGAAGGAGCUGUCGCGGAGGCCCAGGAAGGUGUGCAUCGUGAAGGUGGUGGGGACCCGCAACCUGUGGAAGAACAUCGUGGUCCUGUGUGUGAACUCGCUGACGGGGUACGGGAUCCACCACUGCUUUGCAAGGAGCAUGAUGGGCCACGAGGUGAAGGUGCCACUGCUGGAGAACUUCUACACCGACUACUACACCAUGGCCAGUAUCGCGCUGGCGUCCUGCCUGGCCAUGUGCGUGGUGGUCAGGUUUCUGGGGCGCAGGGGCGGCCUACUGCUCUUCAUGAUCCUCACCGCCCUGGCCUCCCUGCUGCAGCUUGGGCUCCUCAACCUGAUCGGGAAAUACAGCCAGCACCCAGACUCAGAAUUGCAGCUGAAGUUGGCCGUAGGGAUGAGUGACAGCGUGAAGGACAAGUUCUCCAUCUCCUUCUCCAUCGUGGGCAUGUUCGCCUCCCACGCUGUGGGCAGCCUCAGCGUGUUCUUCUGCGCAGAGAUCACCCCCACAGUGAUAAGGUGCGGCGGACUGGGGCUGGUGCUGGCCAGUGCGGGCUUCGGCAUGCUCACAGCACCCAUCAUCGAGCUGCACAACCAGAAAGGCUACUUCCUGCACCACAUCAUCUUCGCCUGCUGCACGCUCAUCUGCAUCAUCUGCAUCCUCCUGCUGCCCGAGAGCCGGGACCAGAACCUGCCUGAGAACAUCUCCAACGGGGAGCACUACACACGCCAGCCGCUGCUGCCGCACCGGAAGGGGGAGCAGCCGCUCCUGCUCACCAAUGCUGAGCUCAAGGACUACUCAGGCCUGCAUGACGUGGCCACGACCAGUGACGGGCUGCCCGAGGGCGCCACCGCCAACGGCAUGAAGUCCAUGUAGCCUUGAGCCACUGUCCCUCAAGCCUCUGGGGCUGCAGGCAUUGUGGGGAGCUCAGGUGCAGGUUUACAGGCCGGGCCAGGUGGACGCUCGGCCGGGGUCAGAGUCUAGCUCUGCUGUGGACGCUGCCCCCAUGCAUCGCGAGGCUUUUGGCUGGUGUUGGGAAAUUCUUUUUCCAAAAGUCCAAGGAAUGGGUUGGAGGAACAGACUCUUCGGAGAUAACCCUUCGAAGACUUUCUUUUCUGCCAUUAAAUGUUUGUAUUUAUUUUGGUCAUUUUUACGAGAAGCACUUUAUCCCCUCUCCUCUCACUGAUCAUGAAGUGGACCCAUGCCAGUGAGUGAGGCACGGUCACCCUGAGGGGGACCCUGGCGCUGUGGCCACCUGUGGCACACGUACAUGACACGCAUGUGGAGCCUCCCCUGACCGGAACUCCAGACGGUGACGCGCACAUGAGCUCAGUCUAUGCUAGAGGCUGUGUGUGGUUUUAAAGUCUGUCUGUUUUCCCUUCCGUGUGUAAGGUAAGAGCUUCCAUGCCGUAUGCUGGGGGAACUCGGCUUCCGGACAUCAUGGAAACCAGCCUAGUCUCUCCCCUCCAAAUCAUCCUCUGUACUUGACACUGGGCGCUGUCCGAGGGCAGCUUCCAUAUUGCACCAGGAACCGUAGCUGACCAGUAAGGAUCACCGCUCUCCAACGCCAGGUUCGCUUAGGCUUGGACACAGCUGACAGGUGGGCUGCGGUCUGGGACUGUCACUUUAUUAAAGUUCCAUCCCAGAUUAGCUCCAGCAGGACAGCUUCCCCUCUCCAGCCCGCUUCGUCUCCGGCACUACUUGAAAACCAUGGCUACUUUCUGAACUGAAACACUAGGAAAAUAACUGACAGAGACUAAGGCGACUCUCGGGAGGGAGGCCCUGCUCCCCCGGACUGUGGCCGUCACCCACAUCUCAAGCACACACCCCGAGACCGCCAGCUCGGUGGUGACACUCGCAUCCCCGGAGCACACACAGAGGCUGGCGGUCCCGUCUCCCUCGGUCACCCCCGCUUGUCGCUCGAUCGCCAGAGGUGGGGUGCGGGUGCAGGCAGGAGUGAGGUUCCUCCUGGGUUAGUCAACACAGCCACAGCAAGAUGAACUGAGAGAAGCAAUAACUCACCAAAGCUCAGCUCCGCCCACCAGGCUCCAAGGUUCUCAUCUGUACCUCAUCUUGCCCCAGGCAGAAGGUUUCCGUCCGGUGUCUGCAGAGGACACUGAGAAAGUGGCCUUCUCAGCACAGGCAGGCACCGCUCUGCAGCCCCUCAGGCCUGCUCCCCGGCCUCUCACUCAGCUGCCCACCUCAGCCCUCUGCUGUGCAUCUCCACCGAGCCUUCUUCCAGCCAAGUCGUCCUGGGCCAUGGCGGCAAUGAGGUGGCUUCCCCAGGACAGGGCCAGAGAGGGGCUGAGUUCGCCCUGGUGUUUCUCACUAUCCCCACCCACCUCUCCUCCACAUCGGGUGCAGACAUCACAGGAGCCGCUGCCUGGACAGGCCCCAGGCGCGCAGUUGUGUUUCAGGUCACUGAAGCCUCGGGUGUCUGGCCUGACACAUGGCAGGACCUGCUCCCAGUCCGGCUUGUCCUUGCCCUUCUGUGCUCUGUAUCUGAGUCACCCUCUUUCCGUGUUUCCUGUUACUCCUUUCCAAAGGCCUUUUGUUAGAUCCGUGCAGCCUUCGCGUGCCAAACUUGCAGAAUACCUUAUACACUUUCCAGAGUGCUGGCCACCAGCCCCCCAGCAGCAAACCCUGAAAAGGACAGGACAAGACAUUGCAGAAGCUGUGAUCAGCCUCCCAGGUCUAUGCAGCCUUUUCAAAGAAAGCUGAAAUCACCAGGAGCGUGGGGUCGAGGCAGGGCACUUCCAAGCUUCAGCCCCAGGGUCUCUGAUCUCCACCUCUGGGGACAAUGAUAAAAACCUUGGGCCUGCAAAGACAGAGCUCCCUGCUUCAGCAAUCAGGACCGAGCCAUCAGAGGAAACCUCGCUUUGAGGCCCAGGCUCAGGACCAAAGUCUAGCAGCGCACAGGAGCCUGCAAGGUAUCGCUGGCCGCAGAGGUACCUGAGCCUCUUGAUGGAGGGCAGCUGCAGUAGGGUGCUUCCUGGGGGCCGAGCCCUAUGUGAGCACUGGGAAGAGGCAGCAGCUCCCCCAGGCCUGCCACGUGUGGCCUGACAGGUUCCUCGGGUUCAGGGGGCCUCUGCCCUGGCUCCCCAGCACCAGGCUUCUGGCUGAGCCCCAGGGUUCUGUGUCCUGUGAUCAGAUGCUCCUCAGGCUCUUGCCCUUUCUACCCGGCCCGCCCACUCCUAGGUCUGGACUCCCUGCCACCCUCUUCGCCCAGCCCUGCACCUGUGCCCCCCUUUUUGAUAAAAGUUAUGCACAAAUGUGAACACCUGAGAUGGGACUGAGUACUUCUUCAUUCUUUUCUUUUCCAGAAGUCAGUAAUAAUUCUUAUCAGACAUCCUAAUUAGCACCCAAGGCCAAUAGGAAAAAGAAGUCUUUAAGCGUUUUUGUUUUCUAAGACCCUAAUUGCUUCCAACAGGAGGACGGGACUGGUAGGUCAGUUUGACCACAGAAAGAGACCUGGUGAAGGAAGUGGCACCCUCACACAGCCACUUCCCAGCCCAGCGGCAAGCCCUGAGCUGGAUGUGCCGUUCAGUGACCUGUGACCAUUACACCGCCCAGCCCCAGGUGGUGGGGGCCCGGGGGGACCCAGUUGCAGUUAUCUCGUUUUGAAGGCCACCUCUCUACUGUACCAUGUGUGUAGGAGAAGCAGCAGUGUGUUGUCUAACGAGGAAUGCGUCCCUACCUCUGUCCUUCCUGCGGCCCAGUCAGGUGGGGUCUGCAUCUCAGAACCGUGUGACUGUCCGCGUUGACAGGGUCCCUCUGGCGGUACCCGUUCAUAGCACAAGCUUACUCUGAGUUCUGAACUGUCGCACAGCUACAUGUCUGCAUGGUGUCACCUCUGUUGUACUUCGGGGAAAAUUCGUAUGUAAAUGUACAGAAAUAAAAAUGCUGCCCCAUGAACAGAUUUCCUCUGGAAUGUCUUCCCUACCUCACCUGGUGGUAUCCGACAAAGGGCAUUUCACUACCAUUGCUGACAAGUAAUAAAAACCCCCCCUGUCCACUCCCUUCCACACCUCCGUACAGGGCUGCGUCUCUGCUGCCCCGGGGGAUGAGGGCCGUCCCAGAGCCCUAGUUUGAAAGGCAGGCAGCCGCAGAGAUGGAUUCCGCAGGAACUGUUGAUGGAGUACCGCGCUCAGAGCACCGGAGCACUCGGCACACUGAAGAGGAAUUGUUUUUCCCAUUUAUGUUGUGGUAACCCGUGGCCUGAAGGUUCCUAGAGAGAUCGAGAAAUAAGUAUCUUACACUGUGAUUCUGCGAGCAAAGACUGAUAACCCAAAACUCUCUUCUCUAAUGUAGUAUUUUUUAACAAGAAAACAAUAUUUCUUUAAUAAAGUAUUUAUACCAAA
Messenger RNA from Cavia porcellus (domestic guinea pig), 5693 nucleotides. RefSeq names its product solute carrier family 22 member 23 (gene Slc22a23). The coding region runs from base 139 to 2208 and encodes 689 amino acids. Gene Ontology annotation, cellular component: membrane. The record is from RefSeq and is a predicted model, not a curated record. NCBI's taxonomy places the organism in Eukaryota, Metazoa, Chordata, Mammalia, Rodentia, Caviidae. The transcript has 11 exons. Gene Ontology annotation, molecular function: transmembrane transporter activity. Gene Ontology annotation, biological process: transmembrane transport.